Molecule: messenger RNA, 3000 nt
Organism: Pelobates fuscus (common spadefoot toad)
Lineage: Eukaryota; Metazoa; Chordata; Amphibia; Anura; Pelobatidae
Product: EH domain-containing protein 1
Exons: 5
Coding region: 196-1800 (534 amino acids)
Biological process (GO): endosomal transport; endocytosis
Cellular component (GO): cytoplasm; plasma membrane
Molecular function (GO): protein binding; GTP binding; calcium ion binding
Source: RefSeq, a predicted model, not a curated record
UCCCUACCUGACUGAGGGCCAGCGUGCACCCGCCGCGCGCGCUCCCGGACUGCCAACCAGCUCAGCGCGCCACGCCCAGCCCAGCCAGUGGGAGCUCGAGCCGGGUCCGUUACAGCGAGCGCCGCGUGCCCCAGCCCCGCAGCCCGUUAGAACUGGUGACGUCCCCGGGCCCCCUCAGAGUAACCCACCGCCGCCAUGUUCAGCUGGGUGAGCAGCGAUGCCCGGAGGAAGAAAGACCCCGAGCUCUAUCACACCGUGUCCGAGGGUCUCCGCAAACUGUACACCCAGAAAUUGCUCCCGCUGGAGGAGACCUACCGCUUCCACGAGUUCCACUCCCCGGCCCUGGAAGAGGCCGACUUCCACAACAAGCCCAUGGUGCUGCUGGUCGGUCAGUACAGCACCGGCAAGACCACCUUCAUCCGCCAUCUCAUGGAGCAGGACUUCCCCGGCAUGAGGAUCGGGCCCGAGCCCACCACCGACUCUUUCAUCGCCGUCAUGCACGGCCCGGUGGAGGGGAUCCUGCCGGGAAACGCACUGGUCGUGGAUCCCAAGAAACCAUUCAGGAAACUCAGCGCCUUCGGCAAUGCCUUCCUAAACAGGUUCAUGUGUGCACAACUGAAUAAUCCUGUGCUGGAGAGCAUUAGCAUCAUUGACACACCUGGAAUCCUUUCUGGUGAAAAGCAGAGAAUUAGCAGAGGUUAUGACUUUGCAGCAGUUCUGGAGUGGUUUGCUGAGCGGGUAGAUCGUAUUAUUCUACUCUUUGAUGCACACAAGUUGGACAUUUCUGAUGAAUUUUCCGAUGUCAUCAAAGCACUGAAGAAUCAUGAAGACAAAAUUCGUGUGGUACUCAACAAAGCAGACCAGAUUGAGACCCAGCAACUAAUGAGGGUGUAUGGGGCCCUUAUGUGGUCUCUUGGCAAGAUUAUUAACACACCUGAAGUGGUUCGGGUAUACAUUGGUUCAUUUUGGUCACACCCUCUGCUUAUCCCUGACAAUCGCAAACUGUUUGAAGCAGAGGAGCAGGACCUAUUCAAGGAUAUCCAGUCACUACCCAGAAAUGCUGCUGUACGCAAGCUGAAUGACCUCAUAAAGAGAGCUAGAUUAGCCAAGGUCCAUGCCUAUAUCAUAAGUGCUUUAAAAAAAGAAAUGCCAAAUGUAUUUGGAAAGGAUAACAAGAAGAAAGAACUAAUUAACAAUCUGGGAGAAAUCUACCUGAAGGUUGAGAAAGAGCAUCAAAUCUCCCCUGGAGACUUCCCCAGCAUCAAGAAAAUGCAGGAGAUACUGAUGACUCAGGACUUUUCCAAGUUCCAGAGCCUAAAGCCAAAACUUCUGGACACAAUAGAUGACAUGUUAGCAAAUGACAUUGCUCGACUGAUGGUUUUGGUGCGGCAAGAAGAGUCUCAGAUGACCCACCAAGAUGUCAAAGGAGGUGCAUUUGAGGGUACUAAGAAUGGGCCCUUUGGUCACGGCUAUGGUGAAGGAGCUGGAGAGGGCAUUGAUGACAUUGAAUGGGUGGUGGCAAAGGACAAGCCAACAUAUGAUGAAAUAUUUUAUACAUUGUCACCAGUUAAUGGCAAGAUCACAGGUGCCAGCGCCAAGAAAGAGAUGGUGAAAUCUAAACUUCCCAACACGGUGCUGGGGAAGAUCUGGAAACUGGCAGAUGUUGACCAUGAUGGGCUGCUUGACGAUGAAGAGUUUGCACUGGCAAAUCAUCUAAUAAGAGUAAAAUUAGAAGGUCAUGAGCUCCCAACAGACCUCCCAUCUCAUCUUAUACCUCCAUCAAAAAGAAGGAAUGAGUAAAGUGGCAUGAUCUAUUUUUCUUCCGCAGUCUUCCACUUUGCUUUUCUUGGUUGAAACAAACAUUUGCCAUGAAAAAAACUCAGACAUAAGAAAAAGUGAGAAAAAAACAUGUAUAGCUAUAUUCCUAUAACACAGCUUUAAAUAAAAAGCAGGACUGUUUAAAAUGUAUGAAACAACAUUUUUUUUAGUUCAGAAUGACAUGAUUUGGGGAGGGUCUUUGAUGCACACUUUCUUUAAACUGGGGUGGGGAGCAGAAUAUUCAUAAUAACCAUCACAUCUUAAUACUUUCAUUGUGUGCUCUGUGGAGGCCCAGUUGUAACUUCUCUUCUGCUGAAUGGUUACCCUGUUUGUUAAUUAGUCAGUCUUAACUUGCUUAAUCUGUUCCCAUUCCUCCAUUUUACUUUUUUUUUCCAGCAAGUGUACCUGCUAAUGUACACGUAUUAUACCAGCAACAUGUCAAGUGAUUCUUUAAGAGCUCUGUGCUUAAUGAUUUUAUAGCAUUUACAGCCAUCUGUAAUGAUUUGCCCCAUUUUUCAGUAUUAGGAAUGCUUAGAGUCUUUCAAUGUUUUAAAGAUCACAUAGGAGCAGCAUAUGGCUUUGUUCUGGGUUUAUUUUGUAGCGUGUAUUUUAAUUGGGGGGAGGCGAGGUGCCUCCUUUGCUUGGAGCCAAUACAUUUUGAACAAUAUCUGCAGUUUGCCUUACAUACCCUUUUCUUUGCAUAAGUGGAAGAAAUUAUUAUUAUUACACAUUAACAGUAUUUUCAAGGUGUAUGUUAAAAAGUAUUUGCACCAGACUGUGCCUAUCCCUACACAUGUGAUUCGAAUUUUCAUCACUACUCUGUUGAUAUGUAAUUUAAUGCACUCCAGCCGUUAAUAAGACAUUUGAGUUUUUAAAGCUUUUAUAAACUCUUUAUUCGUAACGUUGGAUCUCCUGCUUUGGUUGUGUGCUUGGAUCAGUGUUUGUCAACAGACGGCCAUUUCUCAAUAUUCAAGCAAGUUGUUGGUCUAACCCUCCGGGUGUUAGAUGGGGUUAUGGUUUUUUUGUGCAUUUGCCAGUUGUAUACAAGGGGCUUAUUGACAUUAUUGGCUCUGUAAAAGUUAGCAAUAAUGGUUCUACACAUGCUAUGUGCCUCGUUGCCCCUUGGUAUUCUUAUAUGAAAUUCCUUUACUUCCUGAAACUAGAAGUGUUUUCAAUCAUUAU